Messenger RNA from Zea mays, 957 nucleotides. RefSeq lists its product as uncharacterized. Lineage: Eukaryota; Viridiplantae; Streptophyta; Magnoliopsida; Poales; Poaceae. The coding region runs from base 157 to 465 and encodes 102 amino acids. The transcript has a single exon. The record is from RefSeq and is a predicted model, not a curated record.
ACGAAAGGAACAAACGCGUCGGCCCACUGCGAAGCCUCGCGUCUCCGACUCCGCCAGCACCAGCACCAGCACCGGCCCACCGGUGGCGAGGUCGCGCGAGCGCGGGCGGGCGUGGGACUGGGAAGGGAGUAGGACAAAGAGGAGGAGGUGGCGGCGAUGUCGAGCCGGUUCUGGAGGUGGUACGCGGACCGGCAGUUCCACAGGUGCGAGAAGACGGUGCUGUGGGGUAUGGUGGAGCCCCACCGCCCGGCGCGCUCCGUCGCGCCACUCGUCGGCACCUACGUCGCCGCCUUCUACACCGGCGUCCUCGGGGCCGCCGUCACCGAGCAGCUCUACAAGGUCGGCCAACCUCAGCGCCUGGGAUUUCCAUUCCCCGCUUGCCCUCGCUCCUCUCCCGCCGGCCACACGCACUGCAGCGCCCAUCGGUGCUCGUCGGAAUGCUUAGCGGAUCUCCGGCCAGCUUGAGUGGCGUGGUGACUCGUACAUCGGGACUCUGUGUUGAUGAAAUUUUCCAAGGCCCCUCACAUGAUCUCGGUGCCCGAAUUCGUCUGUCUGCUCAUUGCAUCUGGAGAGAGGUUCUGUUGCCAUGCACCGAAAGCAUCAGAUUUGUUCGAAGCAUUUCGAGAAUUCGGGCCGUGCGCUUCAUUGAGCUCGCUAGGCAAGGCUAAACUGACUCUCUUUUUUUUUUGCGAAAAAUCUGGGAGGAUCACCCUGGCGAGGCGGUGCCGAUCAUGCCGCCCAAGUUCUACUGGGGCCCAUGGAGGGUGAUGAACGGAGAAGUUUCCCGCUUCAUCCAGCCGCCCGACGAGGCCAAGACAGCGUAGGAGCUUCAAGCGAGCAGCAAUCUACCUUCCCAAAGUCUCUACUCUCCCGUGAUUUCUUCGUCUUCUAACCGUAAUUCUUCGACGUGAACAAACUCUGCGCGUUUAAGCAAACGGAGUUUUACCUUUUCAUCCA